GGCGUCUGGGACGCGUAGUUCAAAACACGCGAAGGAAAGAAGGAUCACAUGUAACUAGCUAGGAGCCAUAUUUUAAUAAAGCAGUUUAUAUUAAAAUACUCCCACUCAGAUCAUUUUUUGCACACGGAAUUUUCGCGGUGAACUGCAAAGGAAAUGAGGCGUAGACCUCUUGUGCCUCGGCUUAUAACUCCCACAAACUGCAGCGAAAAUGGAAUGAUGAACAGCCCAGCAGGCAUCAAAGCUUCUUCACCCUCAAUUGGCCAUGAUGGGAAUGGUAAUGCAGAGGGGGAGGAGUCUGUACCUUCUCCUGGAAACCACAGUACAUCAGAUGAAGAGUGGCACCCCACUACUGACAGACCACAAGCAGAUGAUGCAAAGCCAAUAAGAAGAAAGACAAGGAAACACGACAACCAUCUGCUCAGGUGUCCUCUUCAGGGCUGCAAUGGAAAUGACGAUGUUGGUACUGAAAAGCAACAGCAGGAAGAAGUGGAGGCUAGAAAUGAUGAUCACUUCUACUGCGAGGAGUGCCAGUCUUUCUACUUGGAAGAGUGUGAAACCCAUGGCCCUCCUUCCUUCACCCACGACUCCCCGAUUCCAUUUGGGGUUCCUCAGAGAGCCCUGCUCACUCUGCCCCCAGGCCUAAUGGUUGGAUGUUCCAGCAUCCCAGGGGCAGGCCUGGGGGUGUUUAACCAGCGAGAGCUUGUGCCUGUUGGAAUGCAUUUCGGACCAUUUGAGGGAGAGGUGACCAGCAGGGAAAAAGCCCUUGAGAGUAGCUACGCAUGGGCGAUCUGCAGGAAGGAGGGUGUGUAUGAAUAUAUUGACGGUUCACGAGACUCUUACUCCAAUUGGAUGAGAUAUGUGAACUGCGCCCGCAAUAAAGAGGAGCAGAAUCUGGUGGCUUUCCAGCGCCAGGGCGGUGUCCUGUAUCGGUGCUGCCGCCCCAUCACCCCAGGACAAGAGCUGUUGGUGUCGUGUGCUGACCAUUACAGCAAGGAGCUGGGAGCCAUCUGCAAUUCCCUGUGGAUCAAAAAGUGCACUACUGCAGCUGCAAAUUUGGAGAAGCCCGCUCAGGUCUUCAAGUGUCCCCAGUGCAAGUUUUCUUCCAGUGCAGAGCACCGCGUCCAGAGACACGUGGAACAGUCCCACUCGCGGACCGCUAAAGCCAGGGGAGAGUCAGGGGAGAGGUCACACUCCUGCUGCGAGUGCGGGCAGAGCUUCGGCUCGCUGUGCGACCUCCGGAAACACGAGCGGACCACCCACACGGGCGGGGAGUCCCACUGCUGCUCCGAGUGCGGGCAGAGCUUCAGCCAGCUGAUCGGCCUGAAAAGACACAAGCAGCGGCACUCCAGGGAGAGACCCCACGCCUGCACCCAGUGCGAUAAGACGUUCUGCUGGUCUGCCGGCCUGCAAAGGCACGCGCAGAGCCAUGUGACCGACAAGUCCUACCUCUGCGCCGUGUGCGAGAAGUGCUUUAACCAGUCGGGGGAUCUGAAGAGGCACCAGAAAAUUCACACGGGGGAGAGGCUGUACCUGUGCACCGACUGCGGGAAGAGUUUCAACCGGUUCAGCAGCCUCCGGCAACACCAGCGCGUUCACACCGGGGAGAAGCCGUACUGCUGCACGCACUGCGGUAAAUGCUUCUCGUACUCGGAGCAGCUGAAGGUUCACGUACGGACGCACACGGGAGAGAAGCCGUUCCUCUGCACAGAGUGCGGCGAGAGCUUUCGGCAGUCGGGAGAUCUGAAACGUCACGAGCGGAAACACACGGGGGUGAGGCCCUGCCGCUGCGAUGAGUGCGGAAAGAGCUUCAGCCGCCCAAACAGCCUUAAAGCGCACCAGCUACUGCACAAAGGGGAGAGACCGUAUCACUGCCCUCAGUGCGACAAGUGUUUCAUUCGGACUGGCCAUCUGAGAAGACACCUUAAAAAAAUGCACUCAUCAGAAUUUGCUGUGUGUAUAUAAGCCUUUUUUUCCAGAUGAAUUUGCAUGAUGCACAACCCAAAAUAUGUACCAUCAGCGCUGUGUAUUACAAUAUUGCUACCUCAAGGAAAAGAUGUGGCCUAAUUGUGAAAUGAUAAAUCCUAUGCAACUACUACUAGUUAUUUGUAAGUCCGCUGCCUAAUACUGUACUGUGGUGGAUGUAAGCAUGCAAUAUAUUUGUAUGUUAACAACCAUAAUGACUGUUUCAUAUUGUGUUUAUGGUAUUUAUAAUUUACAUUCCUGGAAUCUAUGCUCGUCACAGUGUUUGGUUUAACUGGUGGGACAUUGUUACACCUCUGUAGCCAUAUCC
Molecule: messenger RNA, 2290 nt
Organism: Conger conger (European conger)
Lineage: Eukaryota; Metazoa; Chordata; Actinopteri; Anguilliformes; Congridae
Product: histone-lysine N-methyltransferase PRDM9-like
Exons: 7
Coding region: 154-1962 (602 amino acids)
Molecular function (GO): protein binding; histone methyltransferase activity
Source: RefSeq, a predicted model, not a curated record